AUAUUGCUUAGAUUUACGAAAAAAACAACGUGGAACUCACUCAUUUUAUAUACGACGGCUUACGUAUAUCAGUGUUGGUUACAGCUUUAAUCGAUAAUUCUUUUAGCCGGGCAAGCCAGAUCUGGUAACUUAACAGUUGAUUGUUAAACGUGCUCGCAUUUCGCUAUGUUGUUUUUCUGCCCGUCUUGCGGCAAUAUAUUAAUUAUUGAAGAAGAUACCUCCAGCCACAGAUUCACGUGCAACACGUGCCCAUUCAUAUCGAAAAUCAAGCGCAAGAUAACAACCAAAACCUAUCCUCGUCUGAAGGAAGUUGAUCACGUUUUGGGCGGCGUUGCAGCUUGGGAGAACGUUGAUUCCACGGAUGCUGAAUGCCCAGCCUGCUCACACAAGCGCGCCUAUUUUAUGCAAAUACAAACACGAUCGGCGGAUGAGCCUAUGACCACUUUCUACAAGUGCUGUAAUCAUCAGUGCGGACACAAUUGGAGGGAUUAGGACUAAUGCGCUAUUUACAA
Messenger RNA from Drosophila hydei, 512 nucleotides. RefSeq names its product DNA-directed RNA polymerase III subunit RPC10 (gene Polr3K). Lineage: Eukaryota; Metazoa; Arthropoda; Insecta; Diptera; Drosophilidae. The record is from RefSeq and is a predicted model, not a curated record. Gene Ontology annotation, biological process: termination of RNA polymerase III transcription; DNA-templated transcription. Gene Ontology annotation, cellular component: RNA polymerase III complex. The coding region runs from base 166 to 492 and encodes 108 amino acids. The transcript is spliced from 2 exons. Gene Ontology annotation, molecular function: nucleic acid binding; zinc ion binding; DNA-directed RNA polymerase activity.